AUGAGUAACAACGUUGGUCAUCAUGAAAAAAUUUGUGAGACAGAAUAUUUUACUCAAAUUUUACUAAAUCGUGAUGUAUCAAAUUCUUAUGAAAUUAAAAGUAGAAAUAGUACACCAAUUAUACCGAUUUCUGAUUGCACAUCAUCUCAAUAUCCUUCCAUAUAUUCAUCUGGUUUUGGAGAUAUGGAUACAACUUCUUCCUUUGUUUCAUUACCCUUGGCAUAUAAUAGUGAUUUUUAUGGAAACUGGAGCUUUGAUAAUGAAUCUAUAAAUUCAAAUUUGAAUAAUUCUGAUUAUUGUAAUUAUAAUCAAGAAAUUUUUAAUAAUUAUAAUACUUAUUCAAGUUUUAAUAAUCAAAUAUAUACAUACAAUAAUACUUUGAACAAUAAUUACAGCGAUGUCCCUUUAACAUAUUUUACAGAAGUUUACGAAAAUAAACUACAAACAUUUUCCUACCAAACAACAGAUUUUGAUUCAUGUCAAGUAAUUGAAAGUAAUUCUGAAUACAUAACAGAAUAUCAUUCGCAAGAACAACAAAUGGAGGGUAUUUUAAAUUGUGAUCAAAUAUGUAAUACUCACCAAUGGCAAAUUAAUAAAAAAACAGAAACUGUCAAUAAAAAUUCUGAUACCAUAAAGUCGUCUUAUGAUUAUAUUUAUUCUCCAGAAAUGGUAGAAAUACUUGAAUUUUUUCAUCACAACAAAAAAUCUAUCUUUGAAAAUACAAUGUUGCAUAACAGUAAUAUAAUAAAUAAUUCUUUAACAAGUGAUAUAUCAAUUAAGAUUCCAGAAAAAAUAAAGAAUGAAUCAAAAAGCUUGCAAGAAAGAGAGGUUAAAUAUGAAUUGGAUGGAAAAUAUUCGAGCAAUGAUAUUUCAAAUCAAUGUAUUAUUUUUGAUUUAAAUGUUUCAAAAAAAUUUCACAAUGGUAUGAUUGUUGAAAAUAUAGAAGUUUUUGCUACAAAUUUUAAGAAUCAAAGAAUAUCUUAUGGUUUUACACAGGGAGAUGUUGGAAGGCAUAUAGGAUUGAGAUUCGGAAAUGAAUUUUCUCAAACAACUAUCUCUAGAUUUGAAGCAUUGAAUUUAAGUUGUAAAAAUAUGUUAAAGUUAAAGCCUAAGUUAGAAGAAUGGCUUGUUAGUACACAACAACUUUUUCAACAAGGUUAUACUGCUCUUGAGAUCAAUGAAAAUAAUCUCCAUAAUAAAUUUCCUAGAGUAGCAAUAAUUGAACAGGAGGAAAAACAAAUGGUUGAAAUAAAGAAAGUUAAGAAACAGUUUUGUAAUGAUAUUUCAAAAAAAAGACGAAAAAGAACAAAUCUUGAACUUGAACAAAAGAACAUUUUAUAUAAAAAAUAUCUUGAAAAUAAUCGACCAACUGAGGAUGUUAUUAAAAAAUUGGCUAGUGAUAUUGAUUUGGAUAUUUCUGUUGUCAAAAUAUGGUUUUGUAAUAGAAGACAAAAGGAAAAAAAGUCUUUAAAAAGGAAUAUUUAA
Messenger RNA from Strongyloides ratti, 1485 nucleotides. Its product is annotated as POU-specific domain and Homeobox domain and Homeodomain-like and Lambda repressor-like, DNA-binding domain and POU domain-containing protein. The record is from RefSeq and is a predicted model, not a curated record. The transcript has 3 exons. NCBI's taxonomy places the organism in Eukaryota, Metazoa, Nematoda, Chromadorea, Rhabditida, Strongyloididae. Gene Ontology annotation, biological process: regulation of transcription by RNA polymerase II. Gene Ontology annotation, molecular function: RNA polymerase II cis-regulatory region sequence-specific DNA binding; DNA-binding transcription factor activity, RNA polymerase II-specific. The coding region runs from base 1 to 1485 and encodes 494 amino acids.